AUCUGUUCUGGCCCGUGUCGGAGAGGUUGUGGGAAAAGUGACUUAGCUUAAGGCGAGAGGAAUGGCGUUCGUGUCAGCUCUCAGGGUAUCUCAGAGCGGGCGCCGGGGUUUUCUCCUGCGAGGGGCCUUCCGAGACCACCUGAACAGGAGCUGUCGGUCCGGGACAUCUAUGAGACAGAAGCAGCAGCAGCAGCAGCAACACGCGCUGGAAUUGACCUCUGAACAGGCAGUUGUGGUCCCAAGAAGAACACGGUUCUUAUCUGAUGCUGUCCCUUUUUCUGAUUUCCUGACUGAUAGCUUUGGACGCCAGCAUAACUACUUGAGAAUCUCUCUAACUGAGAAAUGCAACCUCAGAUGUCAGUAUUGUAUGCCAGAGGAAGGAGUUCAGCUAACUCCCAAAUCCGAAUUGUUGAGCACCCAGGAAAUCAUUACUCUUGCCCGGCUCUUUGUGAAGGAAGGCGUGGACAAGAUCCGUCUGACUGGAGGAGAGCCUCUUAUCCGGCCUGAUGUGGUGGACAUCAUAGCUCAAUUACGCAAAUUAGAAGGGUUGAAAACCAUCUCUGUCACAACGAAUGGGAUCAAUUUAGCCAGACUGUUACCCCGGCUAAAAGAGGCUGGCUUGGAUGCCAUUAAUAUCAGCUUGGACACUCUGAUUCCAGCUAAAUUCGAAUUCAUUGUCCGUCGAAAAGGAUUCCACAAGGUAAUGGAAGGAAUUCACAAAGCUCUUGAACUUGGCUAUAAUCCUGUUAAGGUGAAUUGUGUGAUUAUGAGAGGACUCAAUGAAGAUGAGCUGCUGGAUUUUGUUUCUUUUACAGAAAAGCAGCCCCUGGAUGUGCGCUUUAUAGAAUAUAUGCCUUUUGAUGGUAACAAGUGGGACUUCAAGAAAAUGGUGAGCUACAAGGAAAUGCUGGAUACAAUUAAACAGAAAUGGCCAGAUUUGAAAAAGUUACCCUGUGAAGAAGCUUCUAGCACUGCCAAGGCAUAUAAGGUACCAAAUUUUCAAGGGAAAGUUAGCUUCAUCACUUCCAUGUCUGAGCAUUUCUGUGGAUCCUGCAAUCGGCUAAGGAUCACAGCUGAUGGGAAUUUGAAGGUCUGCCUUUUUGGAAAUUCAGAAGUGUCCUUACGGGAUCACUUACGAUGUAAUGCCUCUGAAGAGGAGUUGAUCCAGAUUAUUGGGACAGCUGUUGGCAGAAAGAAGAAACAACAUGCAGGCAUGUUCAACAUUUCCCAAAUGAAGAACAGGCCAAUGGUCCUCAUUGAAGCAACAUCAAGGUCAUUUCCACUUCUCCAAGAUGCCCUGGAGGACCAAGCAAAUUUGAAAGAUUGGGGCCUCAGACAAGGGCAAUGCCUGACACUGAAAGAAAGUUUAUUCAAACAGAUGGGGAAAAAGUUUAAAACAAAUAUGUUUACAGGACACCAUGCCUUGCCAGGAUCUUACUCAGCACGACAGCUUGCAUCAAGGAUUUCACAAACUCAGCUCAGUAGCAAUUGCUUUCUUCAGAAGACUUUGAGCUGCAGCUUGAAUGACAAGUGCCUUUGGACAGGAAUUCCUCUCCCCAAACAGGCUUCCCAUGUGACUCGAGACAUUUGUUCCAGGAUGGUAAGCCAAGCAGAGAAGGGCUGGAGAUCUCUUUCAACUUCCAAAUGUCUUGGUGCCUCUGAUUGUUUAACCCACGUUGACCGAGAAGGCCAGGUAUCAAUGGUAGAUGUUGGAGGGAAGCCAGAUUCAGAAAGGAUUGCAGUGGCUUGUGCUGUGGUCCAUCUGGGUGCAAAGGCAUUUAACUUAUUACAACAGAACCAAAUUAAAAAAGGUGAUGUGCUUGCAGUGGCCCAGAUAGCGGGAAUCCAGGGAGCCAAGCUAACAAGCCAGCUCAUUCCACUGUGCCAUAAUGUUCCAUUGAACCUGGUUGAGGUUACUCUCAGUCUGGAUGCAGAAAAACAUACUGUUACCAUUCAGGCUCUGUGCCGCACCCGUGGAAAAACUGGGGUGGAGAUGGAAGCGUUGAUGGCUGCCAGUCUUUCUGCUUUAACAGUGUAUGAUAUGUGCAAAGCAGUGAGCCAUGACAUAAUCAUUGAAAAUGUAAAACUCCUCAGCAAGCAAGGAGGCCAGAGGGGUGACUUUAAGCGAGACUGAUUAAAACCUUUUAUUCAAGAGAUCAAUAUACCUUAUUCCUGGAAUACAAUUUUAACAGCAGUGUCUCCAGUACUAGUAACCAAAAUUCUGGCCAUUAACCUUACUAAAUCAUAAUCUGUUGUUUCUUUUGUUUUGGCUAAUAACGUAGGCCUAAGUCUACUGUUUACCUGAUUUCUUUCAUGUAGCAACUGAGCUUUUUGGCUUUAAGUUCUAAGCUCUCCCACUGCUCUGAUUUGCAGUCAUUCUAAGGAUACAUGUGUUUAGCCCUUUAUUUCUGAUUUUGUGCAAAGUUCUGCUCUUCCAUCUCCUUUUAAUUGCACUAAAAUAUUCAUCCAGCCGGAUUUCAACAUGAAUCUUCUGUUUGAGGAUAUUCAGAUCCAGAUGAAUUCCUAGAUGAAUUAUGAUUUUAAUAUUCUGUCGUAUCCAAACACUGGAAAAUACAAACUGUGAGUCACCUGGAUCACUCCCAACUAGACUAAAUAUGAUUUUGAAUAGUAGUUUAGUUUCAAUUUGUCUUUCAAAAUGGAAGGUAAAUAUUUGUUGGUUAGGAAUAGUUACAAACUAAUCUAUAUACAGUUAAAAAUACUGUAUAAAUUUCUCUUUAAUCUGGAUGAAAAAAAAUGGUAGUUCUAUAAAUAGUAUGCUCUUUUACCUGAGGUCAAAUACAACCCUGGUGCAACUCACAACCCUCAAUGAAAUUGAAUUUGACCCCCCUGGUCUAGGGUAAAUCUCUCUUCUUCAGAAGCCCAUGCCCAAAAGAAAAUAUGCUCUGGGUAUGUCUAAACCUGACUGGCAUGAGGGGAUGGAAAACCGAAUGUCAGAUUUGAUGCUUUCCUUUCAUAACACAAUAAAUAAAUAAGCAAACAAUCUUAAACCCCUAGAUGUUCAAGCCCAUUAACAUUGAAGUGGAUAUAAUUCUUUGUAAGUAAGGCACUGGGAUUGAAACAAAUAGGACAAAAUAUCCUACGUUUCUGGCCACAGAUGCAGUUUUGUUAUUAUUUUAAAAUUUUCUAAUCCAUUUUUCCCCUGCCUAGAAAACUUGCGGAUUCAAGACCCUUUAGACACCAACCAAAGUAUUUUAAUUCUGAACAUCAUUGCUUUAAAACUCAUCAAUAGCAUUUUAAAUGAAAGUAGUAUCUUUUCCUGCACUUCUACAGUAUUAGGAGAUUACAGCUUGAGGCUCAUUUUGCUAAUACUCCUCCUGCUGUAUAUGCUCCACAUGCAUCUACAUAGCAAAUGCUCUUUCAAGUAGGCAAAAAAAGAAAGGUUUUAUUCAAGGCAUUUAGAGUUUAUGCAGGGGACAAUCAGUAUUAUCCUUUCACAUAAUAAUGCUCAGAAGUCAAUUUCAAGGAGAGGUAAUUUUGAUUCUCUGAAUGAAAGACCAAGAGAUGAAUAAUAUAAUAAAAUAACAGUGGCACCAAGAGACAUUUCUGCACAAUCCCAUUAAAGGUUGGGAUUUCUCAGAUUAAAUGACCUUCAGCUUUACAUCUGAUUUUCAAACAGGUUUUUUCAUGAAACUUAUAAGGGACAGAUUGUGCUAUCUAGUAAUUUACUUAAAGUAUUAAAUCAAAAGCAAUUUUGAAACCAAUCAAGUGCAAAUCACAUAAGGUAAUGUUUGGAAUCCAACCAUUCUCAGCAAGAUGUGAUAAAACCUGGUCCAUGUAGAACAGACUGGAUAAAAAGUGCUUGUUCUAUAAUUUUUUGCACUUUAAUAAGUUCAAAAACGAUCAGAAAGAAGUGCCUACAUUUUGCUUAUUGUGCUUAAAGGAUAAUUGAAAAGUGACUCUUUUCCACAUUUAUUUUUAGUUAAUCAAAUAAUUAUCACAAUUUCCUGGAAUUGGGGAAAUAAAUUAUGAACGUAAAUAGCCCCAAGUGGCACUCGCCACUCUAGCCUGUUUUUCAUUGCUUCGACUGGAAUAGAAACAUUGGUUCUUGAUCUAGGAUAGAAAGUUGAUGGGAGAAUUCUUCCAUUGGCAGUGUGGCUGUCAUAUAAACCCAAGGGCAGACUGAGUUGUUUGCUUGAAAAAGAGAGGGUUCUUCCCAGUACACCAAAGGUACAUAGAAGGAAAACCAGAAUGUAACAACUUUUGCAUUAGCUUUAAAUAGUUCCAUAUAGAAGUAUAGUUAUUUUUUCCCAUUUUUUUCCUUAAUAAAUCUAAUCCAAGGUGAGCAGUUUUUACAUUCAUCCUUCACUGGCAAGGUUGAUUACCACUAGAGAGUUUGGACAGUACAAAUAACCCUUGAGUUACCACCAUCUUUCAUUGCAAGAAGGGAUGUGUUAUUCAGAGAAUGGCGUGAGCCGUCUCAAGAAGAGGCUGCCUUCAUAGGGCCAGGCCUUGUCAGCAGCAGGACAAAAGUAGCUAGGCUCAGGUGGGCCCAGCAGUACCUGCAAAGUGCAGGUAGAUGGAGGGCACUUGAGGC
Messenger RNA from Pseudonaja textilis, 4555 nucleotides. It is a transcript of the gene MOCS1, whose product is annotated as molybdenum cofactor synthesis 1. Gene Ontology annotation, molecular function: 4 iron, 4 sulfur cluster binding; cyclic pyranopterin monophosphate synthase activity; GTP 3',8'-cyclase activity. Lineage: Eukaryota; Metazoa; Chordata; Lepidosauria; Squamata; Elapidae. Gene Ontology annotation, biological process: Mo-molybdopterin cofactor biosynthetic process. The record is from RefSeq and is a predicted model, not a curated record.